AUGAACCCCGAGUACGACUACCUCUUCAAGCUUCUCCUCAUCGGUGAUUCCGGUGUUGGAAAGUCUUGCCUUCUGUUGCGAUUCGCCGACGACACAUACACCGAGUCCUACAUCUCCACCAUCGGUGUCGACUUUAAAAUCCGCACGAUAGAGCUCGAUGGAAAGACGGUGAAGCUGCAAAUCUGGGAUACUGCCGGUCAGGAGCGUUUCCGCACCAUCACUUCCUCCUACUACCGUGGUGCCCACGGCAUCUGCGUCGUCUACGAUGUCACCGACAUGGACUCUUUCAACAACGUCAAGCAAUGGCUCCAGGAGAUCGACAGAUACGCCACCGAGGGCGUCAACAAGCUGCUCGUUGGCAACAAGAGCGAUAUGUCCGACAAGAAGGUUGUCGAGUACACCGUCGCCAAGGAAUUCGCCGACAGCUUGGGCAUUCCCUUCCUUGAAACCUCUGCAAAGAACGCCAGCAACGUCGAGCAGGCUUUCCUGACCAUGGCCCGCCAGAUCAAGGAGCGCAUGGGUAGCACGACCGCGAACAACACGAAACCCUCCGUACAGGUUGGCCCUGGCCACGGUGUCUCCUCGAACUCGGGAGGUGGCUGCUGCUAA
Colletotrichum tamarilloi is the source of this 609-nucleotide messenger RNA. Its product is annotated as GTP-binding protein ypt1. Gene Ontology annotation, molecular function: GTPase activity; GTP binding. The record is from RefSeq and is a predicted model, not a curated record. NCBI's taxonomy places the organism in Eukaryota, Fungi, Ascomycota, Sordariomycetes, Glomerellales, Glomerellaceae. Gene Ontology annotation, biological process: vesicle-mediated transport. Bases 1 to 609 code for a protein of 202 amino acids. The transcript is spliced from 5 exons.